Molecule: messenger RNA, 1332 nt
Organism: Guyanagaster necrorhizus
Lineage: Eukaryota; Fungi; Basidiomycota; Agaricomycetes; Agaricales; Physalacriaceae
Product: Pkinase-domain-containing protein
Exons: 5
Coding region: 1-1332 (443 amino acids)
Biological process (GO): protein phosphorylation; positive regulation of transcription elongation by RNA polymerase II
Cellular component (GO): cyclin/CDK positive transcription elongation factor complex; nucleus
Molecular function (GO): cyclin binding; RNA polymerase II CTD heptapeptide repeat kinase activity; ATP binding
Source: RefSeq, a predicted model, not a curated record
AUGGAUGUCAGUCCCGAUGUCCUUGCUGCGCCGCGUUCACAAGAACUGUCUCAUGAUAAGCAGUCUUCUGCCCUAAGAGUUACGAGCCAGGACACCUCCAUACACACACCUCAAGGGGGAGGUGUCAGUCCUACGGAAGAACCCGACCGCCGCCGCAGUCGAAGUCAGCCUUCGAGACCGUCAGACCCACGGUCUCCACCAGCGCAGCCCUCGCGGCAAUCUGUUGAUCCCCGGAUUAGGCGAGAAGACCUACACACUGCCGACCUUGAGCUCGUUAGCAAGCCACAAACACCUCCGGUCGAUGAAGACCAAUUUGGCGUCGAUACAGACAAACCAUUAUUAGCAGGAUCUUCUCGCGACGGAUCAUAUACCAUCGUCAGUCAAGUUGGCGAGGGUACGUUUGGUAAGGUCUACAAGGCCCAAAAUAUACAAACAGGUGUGCAUGUUGCUUUGAAGCGAAUUCGCAUGGAGUCGGAGAAGGAUGGAUUUCCUGUUACAGCGAUGCGGGAAAUCAAGUUGCUGCAAUCUUUACGACAUGCCAACGUUGUUCGACUUUAUGAGAUUCUUGUCUCUAGCGGCGCGGUGUACAUGGUGUUCGAAUAUAUGGAUCACGAUCUAACGGGCAUUUUAUCACAAUCACAGUUUUCAUUUUCUGAUGCUCAUCUCAAGUCGCUUUGCCACCAGAUGCUAGCUGGAUUAUCCUAUCUCCAUCAUAAGGGGGUGAUCCACCGUGACAUCAAAGGGUCCAAUAUCCUCAUUAACAAUCGCGGUGAAUUGAAGUUGGGUGAUUUUGGAUUGGCGCGAUUUUAUCAAAAACGACGACGGACGGAUUACACCAAUCGCGUGAUAACGCUUUGGUACCGUCCGCCAGAGCUUUUGUUUGGCGCGACGGUGUAUGGUCCCGAGGUCGAUAUGUGGAGUGCUGGAUGCAUUAUGCUAGAGCUUUUCACAAAAAAGCCUGUGUUCCAAGGGAAUGACGAAAUACAUCAGUUGGAUGUUAUCUAUCGCAUUCUUGGUACCCCUACACAAGACAGAUGGCCAGACAUAAUAAACCUGCCAUGGUACGAACUUGUCAAGCCCAAGGACCCUGUUGCCAACCGCUUUCGUGAAUUGUUCCAGAAGUGGAUGUCUCCCGCUGCGCUUGAUCUUGCCGAGCAGCUCCUAGCUUAUGACCCGUCCAAGCGUGCCUCUGCAGUUCAGGCAAUGGAAGCGCCUUACUUCGAAUCUGAGCAACCCGAAGCAGAGCGACCUCUCGGUCUCGCUAACCUUGAAGGAGAAUGGCAUGAGCUGGAGACGAAACGUGAACGAGCCAAAAAGCGAAAAAAAGAAUGA